UUAUUUCUACGUGGUGGCUUUGAAAUUAAAAGACGGCAAGGAACCUACAUCAUCUGACAGUUACGAGAACAAUGAGUUAGUGACGUAUGCCGAGGCAAGAAAAUCAACCAAUCCGAAACCUUAUAUCGCUGCAGUUGUUGCAUCCAGCGAAGUUGAUGGAAAUAUGUUUAUACUUGGUGAUAGCAGAAAUACAAGUGAUCCAACCUCACGAAGACGCAGAUCAACCUCAAGUGAUUAUUAUUAUAAUGGUCCGCUGGAGCCUGGCAGUAGUUAUAGUAUUUUUCAAAGGAUUGUACUCAGUGACAAGGUAUCGUACUUGGUGGUUAUCACACUUUAG
Molecule: messenger RNA, 337 nt
Organism: Paramuricea clavata
Lineage: Eukaryota; Metazoa; Cnidaria; Anthozoa; Malacalcyonacea; Plexauridae
Source: the annotation of a GenBank genome assembly